Messenger RNA from Achroia grisella, 3064 nucleotides. RefSeq names its product conserved oligomeric Golgi complex subunit 3 (gene Cog3). The transcript has 11 exons. Lineage: Eukaryota; Metazoa; Arthropoda; Insecta; Lepidoptera; Pyralidae. Gene Ontology annotation, cellular component: cis-Golgi network; membrane; COG complex. Gene Ontology annotation, biological process: Golgi organization; intracellular protein transport; intra-Golgi vesicle-mediated transport. The record is from RefSeq and is a predicted model, not a curated record. Bases 75 to 2600 code for a protein of 841 amino acids.
AUAGGCCAACUAAUACGAAUUUACUCUGUGAAGCCAACUAAACAGUACUAAAUAUUUUUAUUUAGUAGUUGAAAAUGGAUAAUAAUAUGAGCUUAAAAGAAAUACAAACUAAAUUGUUACUUUGGGAAGGUUCAGACAAUGCUUUAGCACCACUUACUUCUGAGCAAAGAGAAGCUAUACUUGAUUUAGAAGCACUUAUACUCGGUGGAACAAAUGACACCGACGAAGAAAAACCUCAGACUAAAGUGGAUAAUGAUAUAAUAAAAGAUAUAGUUCCCUCGGUGGACACAACAUAUGACUUUCUGGAAUGGUACGAGAGCCUAUAUGAAAGUACUGUAAAGGCUGAUGAUAAACCAUAUGAAACAUAUUAUAAACAGUUGGAAGAAAGGAAAAAUGAAUGCAUUUCUUUAACUGAUCAGAUAGAUGCAACAAUGGCAGAUUUGAAAAAACUAUCUGAACAAUAUGAGUUAGUCUCAAACAAAACAAAUGCAUUACACACAAUGAGUGAACAACUGUUGGCUGAUCAAAAUAAAUUAUCCAGCAUUGGGGAGGACAUAAAAAAUAAGCUACAUUAUUUCACCCAAGUGGAACAUUUGUCUCAGAGACUGAGCAGCCCAACAUUGUCUGUGAAUAGUGAAACAUUCUUUAUUGUUCUUGCCAAGAUUGAUGAAUGCUUGGAUUAUAUGAGGAAUAAUAACUCCUUCAAGGAAUCACAUACCUACAUAGUUAAGUACAGGCAUCUCCAGAACCGUGCGAUAUCACUCAUCCGAUCCUACGUUAAUCAUGUGCUGAAUCAUGCUACGGAACAAGUACUAGCUCCCGCAGACGAGGACCAGACGGACCAAGAGACCAUUGACACGGCAUAUGCAGUUUACUUUGGGAAGUUUCAAGCUGCUGCACCCAAGUUGAAGUUGGUCAUAAGCGAAAUCGAAAAAAGGGCUGAAGUUAAUGCUGAAUACUUGGCGGUGUUAUCGGAGAUUCAGCGCGCGUACAGCAGCGAACGCGCGCGCGUGGCGGGUGGAGCUGCGGCCGCGGCGCUGGCGGCGGCUGCCCGCGCGCACGUGCGCGACCACUGCGGGCUGGCGCGCGCCGCGUGCUCGCUGCUCGCGCACGCGUGCCGGGACGAGUGCGCGCUCUACGAUCACUUCUUCCGACAGCCCUCGCCCGCGCUCGAAGAGUAUCUACAAUCGCUGUGUAACGGACUGUACGAGACGCUACGACCGCAUAUCAUACACAUUAACCACUUGGAAACACUCGCUGAACUGUGCGUUAUAUUGCGAGUGGAAGUUAUCGAAGAGCAAGUCAAUAGUGAUCAGCGCGGAUCACUUCGCGCACUGGGAGCGGCGGCGCGGGCACUAUUACAGGACGCACAAGAACGGCUCGUGUUUCGUGCACACGUGCAUCUACGCACCGACGUACUGCACUACCGGCCCGCACCUGGGGACCUCGCCUACCCCGACAAGCUCGAGAUGAUGGAGCAAAUCGCCAUGUCUCUCCAAGAUCAAAGUCUUAAGCGCAGCGAUUCUCGCAACUCUAUGACAUCUGAUAUUUCUGCGACCUCCCAAGAAGUCGCUAAUAUAAAUGUCGAUGCCCAGCGCAGGCCCCAAGCCUCGCCAGCAGACCUUCACGGCAUGUGGUAUCCAGCAGUGAGAAGAACAUUAGCAGCACUUUCUAGACUAUACAGAUGUCUCGAAAAGAAAGUAUUCCAAGGACUUGCUCAGGAGGCGAUUUCACUCUGCGUACAAAGUAUUAACAACGCUGCGCAGCAAAUCUCUGCAACCAGAACUAACAUUGACGGGGAGUUAUUCCAAAUAAAACAUUUAUUAAUAUUGAGAGAACAAAUAGCACCAUUCCAAGUGGAUUUCGUAAUUAAAGAGACUGUGUUAGAUUUUAGCAAUGUUAAAAAUGCAGCAUAUGGAUUGAUACAGAAGCCUAAACAAAUAUUUUCGUUGAAUAGCAAUAACGCAUUACUAGAAUUUCUAUUAGAAGGUACUCCAAUGGUGAAGGAGCACCUCUUGGACUCUAGAAAGGAGGUUGAUAGACAGUUGAAGGCUUGCUGCGAAUUAUUUAUUAAAGAUGCCACGGAAAUAUUAGCAGGAUCAUUGAUCACAUAUAUUGAAAAGGCUCAAGUAUUCACUCCAAUUGAACAGUUAAAAUCACAACCAUGGGCGACGCCGGAAGAAACUGCAACAGUCGUGAAGGAAGCCCAAAAAAGGAUCAAGACGCACCUCGCUCCUUUACAACGCUCUAUGCAACUGUAUUUAGCUAAUAAGGAAACAGAAUGUAUUCUGUUUAGGCCUAUAAGGAAUAAUGUUGUUGGCUACUUCGUGCAGAUCGAGCAAACUCUGACUAACGCAGGCUACAGUUAUGAAGACACCCUCAUAGUUGCCUGCCCAACCCACGAGCAAGUUUCUGUCUUCAUAUCUUCUGCCAGUUUGAUUAGUCACAGUGAGCCAGUAUUGCCAUUCGGCAAAAAGAGGAAAACCAGUACAGUGCGCAAGCCGAGUGUUGCCAUGGUGCAGGAGAAGGAAGAAAAACCUGCAACUGCAACUGCAACAGCGCAGUUGCAGGUUAGCACUAGUUCUGUUGCUAAUGUGUAAAAUUUCCAAAUGCAAAAUAUCUUUAAUAAAAAUUACGUUACAGCACUAUGUUCUGCAAAUAAAUUGUUUAUUUAUUAUUUAUUUAAGUUCAAUUGUACUACAGAUUUUUUUUUAUUAAAUAUUUAUAUUACAUGUUAGUAAUUGUGAAUUUAUUUAUUUUAUAAUGACUUCAAUAAAAAACAUUAUUUUUAUAUAAUUUAGAUAACCCAAUAAAUUGAUGCUCUAUCUGAUGGGAUGUAAGGAGUAAUAUUUUUAAAAGAAUCAAUAUUAUUUUGGUGACAGUAGCCAACCAGUAUUAUUAGGCGGGUUGCAUGUCAGUGUCGGCGUUACAUAAUAAUUUGUACUAAACAAGGAAAAAUUAUUGAUAACUGUAGUUUACCUCCAUUGAAAUAUAUUUUCUAGGAAUUUGGCUUGAAUGAUAUAAAGAUUCUGGAAAAUAAUUUGGUUGAAAAAACCAAAGAAUA